Molecule: messenger RNA, 1517 nt
Organism: Kickxella alabastrina
Lineage: Eukaryota; Fungi; Kickxellomycota; Kickxellomycetes; Kickxellales; Kickxellaceae
Exons: 1
Coding region: 248-1393 (381 amino acids)
Cellular component (GO): cytosol
Molecular function (GO): mRNA binding
Source: RefSeq, a predicted model, not a curated record
CUAAAAUUUUCACCUCACUAGCAAAAAAAAAACUGCUGUCAAACGAAACAAACAAACUCAAGAAAAAAAAAGUUUUCCUUAAAGCUGAGCCUCCCUAGUCACAAAUACUCUCCCGUUUCUCUUUUCUUUAAACACUUUCUAUAUUUUACGGCUUCUUUUUCUUGUUUGAUUCUCAAGUUUCUUAUAAACACUUUUUUCUCUGUAUAUAACAUCACAGAAUCACACAUACCAAAAAAAUCAUUUAACAAUGGGCAAGUCUACCACCACCAAGUCAUCCUCCAAGAGCGUGUCCAAGGACACCAAGCAGAAGAAGGUUGCGCCCAAGAAGGUCGUCAAGAAGGAGUCCUCGUCCGAGUCCAGCUCUGACUCCAGCUCUGAUUCCGACAGCUCCAGCUCCAGCUCCGAUUCUGAGUCCGAGGAGGAGGUGAAGCCCAAGAAGAAGGAGACCGCCAAGAAGGCCGCCGCCAAGGAGGAGAGCAGCGACUCCGAGUCCUCGGACAGCUCUGACUCCGAGUCUGAGGCUGAGGCCAAGGUUGAGGCCAAGGCCGAGUCGUCCGAUUCCGACAGCUCCGAGUCUGCUUCCGGCUCCGACUCUGACUCUGACUCCGAGUCUGAUUCCGAGUCCUCGUCUGAGGCCUCGGAGGGCGCUAAGCGCAAGGCCGAGUCCGACGUUGAGAUGGAGGAUGCCACCGAGACCGACGUCCAGGAGACCAAGAAGCAGAAGACCGAGGGUGAGCUCUUCUCCAUUUUCAUUGGCAACCUGCCGUUCUCCGCCGAGGGUGAGACCCUCCGCGAGCUGUUUGCCUCCUACGGUGACAUUGCCGACGCCCGCGUUGCCACCCACGCCGAUACCGGCCGCUCCCGCGGCUUUGGCUACGUUGAUUUCACCGACAAGGAUGCCCAGGUCAAGGCCCUGGCUGCCACUGGUCUGGAGAUCGACGGCCGCGAAAUCCGCAUCGACGAGACCACCUCCACCUCCCGCCCCCGCGCCGCCGCCCCCGGUGGUGAUAAGCCCGCGUCGGCCCCCUCCAAGGUUCUGUUCAUUGGUAACCUGUCGUUCAACUCUACCGAGGACAGCAUCCGCGGUGCGUUCACCGAGUGUGGCGAGGUCGUCUCUGUGCGCGUCAUCACUGACCGUGACACCGGUCGCAUGAAGGGCUACGGUUACAUCGAGUUCGACACUGUCGAGUCGGCCACCAGCGCCAUGCAGUGGAACAACUCUGACCUCGACGGCCGUGCCAUUCGUCUGGACUACUCUGCCCCCCGCAACAACGAGAACGGCGGUGGUGGCCGCGGUGGAGGCCGUGGUGGCUUCGGCGGUCGUGGUGGAGGCCGUGGCGGAAGCCGUGGUGGCUUCGGCGGCAACCGUGGUGGUGCCAACCGCAGGUGGUAAAUGGUCCCAUCUUGGGGCUCUGUUUGAUUCCUUCAAUCGAGUCUAUUAAAACUUUCUUUUGUUCUUAUUUUUUCCACACUGUUUUUCAUUUUUGCCAAAAAUUUAAUCAUAAAACAUAAAAUUA